Messenger RNA from Anguilla anguilla (European eel), 3410 nucleotides. RefSeq names its product deleted in malignant brain tumors 1 protein-like. Gene Ontology annotation, cellular component: membrane. The record is from RefSeq and is a predicted model, not a curated record. Lineage: Eukaryota; Metazoa; Chordata; Actinopteri; Anguilliformes; Anguillidae. The transcript is spliced from 19 exons. Bases 55 to 3117 code for a protein of 1020 amino acids.
UCGGUGCUGUCACAUUAACGCGGAUGCAGGGGUGCCUACGUUACUCCCUGAAACAUGAGGCUCCUCCUGGCCAUCGCCGCCUUCACCCUGCAAUUCCACACCAGCAACAGCCAGAACUCUGUGGCCAGUUACACAGGCCCAAGCGUGCGCCUGUCCAGUGGUCCCAACAACUGCAGCGGACGAGUGGAGGUGUACCUGUCGGGGUACUGGGGCACGGUGUGCGAUUACGGCUGGAACCUUCCGGACGCGCAGGUGGUGUGCAGGGAGCUGGGAUGCGGGCACGCACAGUCCGCCAGUCUCCCCUGGUACUGGUACUGGUACUGGUACCUGAUAGGUUCCGGAGGUCCGGUGUUAAUGAAUGGAGUGGCCUGCUCGGGAAAUGAAACUUCUCUCCACGACUGCCCCAGGGCCACCCCGCCGUCCCAGUGGUGGUGCUCACAGCUGUACCCCCCUGCUGUUGAAUGCACUGGACCGGGAUCAAGUGCAGAACUAAAUGUGACGAUGGCGAGAGUAGUGGGCGGGAGCAGUAACUGCGCGGGGAGGCUGGAGGUGUACAAGGGUGGCCAAUGGGGCGCGGUGUGUGGGGACUACUGGGACCUGAACGAUGCCGUGGUGGCGUGUCGGCAGUUGGGCUGCGCGGCUCCCGACCCAGGAAUGCCCGCCUCGAUCUUCGGUAACGGCUACGGCGUGAUUCUCCUGGACGACGUGCAAUGCACUGGCAACGAGUCGUCUCUCUUCGACUGCCCAUCUCGAGGGUUGGGCGUACACAACUGUGAUCACACCAAUGACGUCAGCGUUUCCUGCACAGGUUCAAACCCAGAUGAAUACAAUGGAACUCGCGUCAGAUUGGUAGACGGGGCGGACCAGUGUCAAGGCCGGGUGGAGGUGUACCAGGCGGGACACUGGGGAACAGUAUGUCAGGAUAACUGGGACAUGGUAGACGCUACGGUGGUCUGCAGAGAGCUGGGCUGUGGGGUGCCUCUGGGUGCUAUGCUGUACGCUCACUUUGGCCAGGGCACCGGAUUCAUCUUCCUGGAUGACGUGCACUGCACUGGGAGUGAGCAGUCACUGCUCGACUGUCCGUCUAACGGAUUGGGCUCCCACAACUGUUACCACUAUUUAGAUGCUGGGGUCGUAUGUGCAGGUGUGAACACAACAGAAUACAACGGCACUCGCGUGAGGCUGGUGGACGGGGCGAACGAGUGUCAAGGUCGGGUGGAGGUGGAGUACGCAGGACACUGGGGGACGGUGUGCGAUGAUUCCUGGGAUAUGGCAGAUGCUACGGUGGUCUGCAGAGAGCUGGGCUGUGGGGUGGCUCUGGGUGCCUUGAUGUACGCUCAGUUUGGUCAGGGCACCGGCUUCAUCUUCCUGGAUGACCUGCGCUGCACUGGGAGCGAGCAGUCACUGCUCGACUGUCAGUCUAACGGAGUGGGCUCCCACAACUGCGCUCACUAUGAAGAUGCCGCCGUCAUAUGUGCAGGUGUAAACACAACAGAAUACAACGGCACUCGCGUGAGGGUGGUGGACGGAGCUCACUACUGUGAGGGUCGGGUGGAGGUCCACUACGCAGGAUACUGGGGGACGGUGUGCGAUGAUUCCUGGGACAUGGCCGAUGCUCAGGUGGUCUGCAGAGAGCUGGGCUGUGGAGCUGCUGUAUCUGCUUUGAAAUUCGCUCAGUUUGGCCAGGGCACCGGACUCAUCUUCCUGGAUGACCUGCGCUGCACUGGGAGUGAGCAGUCACUGCUCGACUGUCCGUCUAACGGACUGGGCUCCCACAACUGCGCUCACUAUGAAGAUGCCGGCGUCAUAUGUGCAGAUCCAAACAUGGGUCCGAAGGUGCGUCUGGUGUCGGGGCGGAACAGGUGUGCGGGGCGGGUGGAGUUCCGUUACUAUGGCAGCUGGGGGACGGUGUGCGACGACGGCUGGGACCUGGACGACGGUCACGUGGUGUGCAGAGAGCUGGGGUGCGGCCGCGCCCUGUCCGCCCUGGGGGGUGCGGCCUUUGGCCCGGGCCGGGGGCCCAUUCUGCUGCACGACCUCCAUUGCUAUGGCAACGAGAGCACGCUGCAGGGCUGCGAGCCGGAGAUCGGAAUGGCCAGUCACUGCCACCACGACCAGGACGCUAGUGUCGUCUGCUCAGAGGGUUCCACGGUCCAGCUGGUAAACGGGCCUCACCGCUGCGCGGGACGAGUGGAGGUGCGUGUGGGGGACAGGUGGGGCACCGUGUGCGACGACUACUGGGACAUGCGCGACGCCCACGUGGUGUGCCGGGAGCUGGGGUGCGGGUACCCGCUGUUCGCCCCGCUCUGGGCCGCUUUCGGACAGGGCGCAGGGUUCAUAGCCCUGGACGACGUGGCGUGCCUGGGGUCGGAGACGUCGCUGCUGAGUUGCGGGCACCCGGGGCUCGGCCAGCACAACUGCUUCCACUACGAGGACGCCAGCGUAGUCUGCUCAGAGGCAGCAGAGGAACCUGAAGUCUACAUGGGCCCCCGCGUGCGUCUGGCCGGUGGGCAGGACGACUGCUCCGGGCGGGUGGAGGUGUACUAUUCGGGAAUGUGGGGGACGGUGUGCGACCACGACUGGGACCUGAACGACGCCAUGGUGGUGUGCCAGGAGCUGGGCUGCGGGCGCGCCCGCCGGGCCCUCCCCUUCCACUACUUCGGAAUGGGGGAGGGGCUCAUCCUGCUGGACCACGUGAGUUGCCUGGGCAACGAGACGUCGCUGCUGUCCUGCUCGGCCGCGCAGAUGGGGCUCCACGACUGCCACCACCUGGAGGACGCCAGCGUCAUCUGCUCCGGCCGGACCUCGGUGCGCUUGGUCGGUGGCGGCAGCCAGUGUGCGGGGCGUGUGGAGGUGCACCACAACGGAACGUGGGGCACGGUGUGUGACCACGGCUGGGGCCUGGCCAACGCCGGCGUGGUGUGCCGGGAGCUGGGCUGCGGGCGGGCGCGCAUAGCGCCUGGCGGCGCCAUCUUCGGGCCGGGCGCGGGCCCGAUCUGGCUGGACGACGUGUCCUGCGCCGGCACCGAGCGGCACCUGACCGACUGCGCCAACCGGGGCUUCGGGAACCACAACUGCAACCACGGCAACGACGCGUCGGUGGUCUGCUCCGGGUAAGACAAAUGGAAGAUCUUCACAGUCAUUUUCCUCCUAAUCAGCGGAGAGAGGGAGACGCCGGUCCCAUGCCCUCCCGACGCUGCGGCGCUGGUGCCAAUACCCCGUCCUCGCUGCAUUUAAUCAAGAGCCAACUGUCUAUCAAAGUCUCUCACUCUUUAAUUAUGCAUGCAAGCAAACUGUCUGAAAGCCUCAUAAAGAAUCAUCCUGUCUCAGCCCUGUCUUCAUAAGCGACCCGUGUGUGAUUUGCCCUUCCCGCGAUUAAAUUACCACUGCGUGUGGAACGAUCUGGUGAA